AUGCCUGAGAAGAACAAGCUGCCAGAGUUAGCCACCGAUACUCUUCAUAGCGAAGUGGUUCUCGCCGUUGAAUCUCUUCAAUCAGCAGUUCAUGGAGCUUCAGCAGCGGAAAGAGCCGAGUCGAAACCGGUGGAACACUGGGCCGAUAACAGCGUCGCAGAAAAUCUACAGGGAUCGGCAGAUCAAGAUGAAUUGCUACCAGAAGGUGCAUCGGGCAGCAUGGCCGUAGGUCUCUCGUGCCGGAACCACUACCUAUGCCACCCAUUUUUUGCUGGUAGCGCCGGGGUCAGGGGAACGACUUCUUUGCACACGGGAAUUAGCAGUGCGCCUGGAUUCAGCUUUGAAAGGAAAGAAAUUGCCGAAGACGAAACGCAAACGGAAGAAACGAAACGAGAAAAUAUUUCGAAAAUGCUGAAAAAUUAUGUCAUUGGUUAUUUGAAAAAGCUGAAGGGUGGCGGAGCACGACCGAAUUCCCAAGGCGUAGUCGAAACGCUUGUUUCCUUCAUCUACAGCUUUAUUGGCAUGUCCGUGCUGUUGCUGGUGGAUCACGCGUUGAGCGACACGCCUCUGCUUCUGCAGAUUGGAUCGUUCGGCGCUUCCGUCGUUUUGCUAUUUGCCUGUCCAUCGGCCCCGUUGUCACAGCCGAAGAACGCCCUGUUUGGUAGUGUGAUGAGCGCAACGAUUGGUGUGAUCGUCAGCUGGCUGUUUGACGGUUGUUUUCAGUGGCUAGCUGGAAGUAUCGCUGUUUCGGUUUCGGUCGCUGCCAUGGCUUACACGAACACGUUGCAUCCACCUGCUGGUGCCGUGGCGCUCAUCGCCGUUUACGGUGAACAGAAAAUACAAGAACUAAAAUUCAUCUAUAUCUUCAUUCCCGUCAUUGCCGGCACUGCGGUGCUUGUGCUCAUUGCAAUAGUGGUCAAUAAUUUCAUGCCAACGCGCAAAUACCCGUUGUUUUGGUGGUAG
Molecule: messenger RNA, 963 nt
Organism: Soboliphyme baturini
Lineage: Eukaryota; Metazoa; Nematoda; Enoplea; Dioctophymatida; Soboliphymatidae
Source: the annotation of a GenBank genome assembly